AAGUAUUGCGGGGAUGUCGGACGUGAACUGGCAGCAGUACUGCAAGGAGCAGGAUUGGAACUGGGUUUGUGCGUUAUUGAAUAUUGCCUUCGAGGCAACUAUGAUCGCAAUCUCUUUCGGGGUAUACUACCUUGUUUGGAGGAGAACGAAGGUGAAGAAGAGUAUCAUUGCGAGGGGUGGGCUGGCCCCUAGUCCGGCAUGAAGCGCACCGAUGAAGAGCCUAUGACUACGCACACACUCGUUGUAUAGCUAUAGCUGUUGUACAUGUACGAGAUCCGAAUGUCCAAAACUUCGAGUUCGUCGAGGACGUGGUACUAUUUAUAGAAGCUUGCCGCUCCGGGAAAUUCGGGGAGCCUUUUAGUAUGCCA
Messenger RNA from Saitoella complicata NRRL Y-17804, 368 nucleotides. RefSeq lists its product as uncharacterized. The coding region runs from base 14 to 202 and encodes 62 amino acids. The record is from RefSeq and is a predicted model, not a curated record. NCBI's taxonomy places the organism in Eukaryota, Fungi, Ascomycota, Saitoellomycetes, Saitoellales, Saitoellaceae. The transcript has a single exon.